CCCGCCCCACCUGCGCGAUGGGCUCCGAGGUGGCCCAGCUGCUGGAGGCUGCUGACUUCGCGGCCCGCAAGCACCAACGGCAGCGGCGGAAGGACCCCGAAGGGACCCCCUACAUCAACCACCCUAUCGGUGUGGCUCGGAUCCUGACCCACGAGGCGGGGAUCACUGACAUUGUGGUAUUACAGGCAGCCCUGCUCCAUGACACAGUGGAGGACACAGACACCACCCUGGAUGAGGUGGAGCUGCACUUUGGGGACCAAGUGCGGCGCCUGGUGGAGGAGGUGACAGAUGACAAGACUCUGCCCAAGCUGGAGAGAAAGCGGCUGCAGGUGGAGCAGGCACCCCAGAGCAGCCCCGGAGCUAAACUGGUGAAGCUGGCAGAUAAGCUGUACAAUCUGAGGGACCUGAAUCGCUGCACCCCAGAGGGUACGCUAUCCCCCACCUGCUCUGAGGGGAAAAGGAGAGGUAGCCAUCUUCUGAAGGCACAGGAUGGUCUGAACACCGAGUCCAGGAAUACUUCGAGUGGGCGGCACAGGUGGUGAAGGGGCUCCAGGGAACAAACCGACAGCUGGAAGAGGCUCUAAGGCAGCUGUUUAAGGAGCGGGGGCUGACACUCUGAGUGGUGCUUGGAGCCAUUGUUGCCCAGGCCAGAGAAGAUGCAUACUUCAGCCUUUCCAUGCCUCCCAAGCUCCCUCCCUGGUUCGCUCAGCACAGAUAUUAGAGACCAAAUUCACGUGUCUUUUCUGAGUCUGAAGAUCUGCCACCUAAGCUGAGCCCCAGAUUGUGGGAUGAUGUGCCCCAUCCAUUCCUAACGCAUUCACUGCCCUGCUUCAGGCCUUGGGUUUGCUUGUUUUGCACGGUGGGAUCUCUGGCCCCUCAGGGACUUAGGCUUAUCUAUAAACGCUGGUCUGAAAGUCAUUAUGCAAAAUAAAACAUUUGGAUAAA
Messenger RNA from Budorcas taxicolor (takin), 945 nucleotides. RefSeq names its product HD domain containing 3 (gene HDDC3). The transcript is spliced from 4 exons. The coding region runs from base 18 to 542 and encodes 174 amino acids. Gene Ontology annotation, molecular function: guanosine-3',5'-bis(diphosphate) 3'-diphosphatase activity. The record is from RefSeq and is a predicted model, not a curated record. NCBI's taxonomy places the organism in Eukaryota, Metazoa, Chordata, Mammalia, Artiodactyla, Bovidae.